Messenger RNA from Dromiciops gliroides (monito del monte), 2238 nucleotides. RefSeq names its product MRT4 homolog, ribosome maturation factor (gene MRTO4). NCBI's taxonomy places the organism in Eukaryota, Metazoa, Chordata, Mammalia, Microbiotheria, Microbiotheriidae. Gene Ontology annotation, cellular component: preribosome, large subunit precursor; nucleolus. Gene Ontology annotation, biological process: ribosomal large subunit assembly; ribosomal large subunit biogenesis; nuclear-transcribed mRNA catabolic process. Bases 147 to 875 code for a protein of 242 amino acids. The transcript has 8 exons. Gene Ontology annotation, molecular function: RNA binding. The record is from RefSeq and is a predicted model, not a curated record.
GCAGGCGAGCACGCUGCCGUGCGAGGGCGCAGAAGCGACGGGAGCCGGAAUCAGGCACUCGACGUGGGCCGUCCGCAUCCCAAGAGCCCUCGCGACGCCGGGGUCCUAGAAGGCGCAGCCGGGAGGCUACACGUGUGGGGAGCAUCAUGCCUAAGUCCAAACGCGACAAGAAGGUCUCCUUAACGAAGACCACCAAGAAGGGCCUAGAACUCAAACAGAAGCUGAUAGAAGAGCUUCGAAAAUGCGUGGACAUGUACAAGUACCUUUUCAUCUUCUCUGUGGAAAACAUGAGGAACAGCAAGUUGAAGGAUAUCAGGAGUGCCUGGAAACACAGCCGGAUUUUCUUUGGAAAGAACAAGGUUAUGAUGGUGGCUUUGGGCCGAGGUGCCGCUGAGGAGUACAAGGACAACCUGCACCAGGUCAGCAAGAAGCUGAGGGGUGAGGUGGGUCUCUUGUUCACCGACAGAACGAAGAAGGAAGUGAAUGAGUGGUUCAGUAAGUAUACAGAAAUGGAUUAUGCCCGGGCUGGGAACAAAGCGACCUUCACCGUCAGCCUGGAUGCGGGUCCCCUGGAUCAGUUCCCCCAUUCGAUGGAGCCUCAGCUGAGGCAGCUCGGCCUGCCCACUGCCCUCAAGAAAGGUGUGGUGACCCUGACCUCCGACUACCAAGUGUGUAGCGAGGGUGACGUGCUGACCCCUGAGCAGGCCCGAGUCCUGAAGCUGUUUGGGGUCGAGAUGGCAGAGUUCAAAGUUACCAUCAAGUACCUGUGGCAGGCUGAGUCCGGGAAGUUCGAGCAUGUUGGAGAGAGCGCAGAGAAGGAUGAAUCUGGUGACAGCUCCUCCAAGGAAUCGGAGGACUCGGAGGAGGACGACUAACCGGGGACGGCCCGAGCAGGAGCCCCUCUGCAGGACACAGGCUGUCACCUCGGUGCAGCCUCUCAGAGCGGCUGCCUCCCUUUUCUAAGGGAGGAGAGACUGGCUUGCAGGACUCUCAGGAGGGAGAGGUGCAGGGCACAUGGGACUGUGUUUUUAUAUAGAAUAAAGCGUUGUCAGCGUAGUGGGUGCACCUGGGGGCAAAGGAAAGGAUGUGGCUCCUUGCUGUGAGGGCUAGUGGGGGGGGGGGGUCUCUGUCCUGGUGCUUCUCUGCCAACCCCACUCGCUUCCCCCCUGCUCGGCCUGCCUCCAGACACAUGAUAAGGAAAUGCCAAAGUUGGGAUUUGGGAAGAAGGACGCAACCCCUAGAGAAAGCAGAUCCUGCUGCAGCUGCGAUGAAGCGGUCAGAGCUAGGGAGGACCGAGUGGGGCAGGUUGUCCAGGACUCUGGCAGAGGAACCAAGUGCUCUUAGCAGGAUCCUUCACAGGCAAGGACGUGCCAACAUCAACCAUGUAACAUGUCCUGGAUUAGACUGAGUAUAAGGUAGACAACAAGACCCAUGCUUGCCGCACAUGCUUGGCCAUCAGCCCCAGGGAGGUGAGGACUGCAGCUCAGCUUUCAGUCACCUCCCACAAUACUGACACACCUUUGUGUGGUGCUUUUUGAAGGCCUGCAGAGUGUUCUCAGGACAUCCCUCUGAGGGUGGGCACACUGAGCAUUGUGUCCAUUUUAUAGAGGAGUUCAUGGACUAAAAGGUUUGACCUGCCUGGGUUCAGACAGGGAGGGUUUGAACCCAAGUGUCUGAACUUGGAAAUCCAAGGUCCCUCCCUCUCUCUGUUCCAUGCUACAUAGCAUUACACAGCCACUUAGUCCCAGUGCUGACAGCACCAGCUAAGGAUCAUGAGGGGGGGUGUUCCCCUUUUCUGCCGUGGCCUCCUUGGGCGGUGGCCAAUGAAGCCCAUGCACCCUUUGUCAGAAUCUUCUUUGAAUGUUUAAAUUUUCAGCAUCACCAAGGAAACUAACUAUAUUAAAAUAGAAUUAUCCAGAUACUUUCAGAGGCUAGGGACCCCAGCGUAGGGAUAAAUUGGCCUUUUUUUCCAGCUAAAACCCCACCUUCUGUCAGUGGACACUUUCUCAGUGUCCCUAGAUGCCUUCCAUCUCCACUCUCCAUUUCUCCCAGCUGAGUCUUGUUUUUUGUUUUCCCACAUCUCCCAUUAGACUGGGAGCUCCUUUGUAUCCCCACAGUACCCAGCCCACAGGAGAGGUUUAAUGUAUGUUUGUUGGCCAGCUGGCUUGGACAAACUGGACCUGACUCAUAAAAGGCCCAACCUCCAGCAGGGAGGACCUGAGCACCCGAGCCUAGAAG